Molecule: messenger RNA, 5014 nt
Organism: Amoebophrya sp. A25
Lineage: Eukaryota; Dinophyceae; Syndiniales; Amoebophryaceae
Source: the annotation of a GenBank genome assembly
UGGCAAAGGAGGGUCGGAAGGCUGUUGGCGAUCACGGUCGUGGUCUCGUCGUUCUCAUUCGGCAGGCCAUCGCUGUGCGGCUGCAAGAUGAAGGCGAAAAGGUAAAAGCGGACUUGCAGAAGCAGCAUAUCGCAGAGCGGGAAGAGUUAGAAAUCCGAACGAUAAGACUUGAGCAGGAAGCACUGGAGAGCAGGGGUAAAGCAGAAGAAGCGGCCAAGCGCCAAGAAGAAGCGCAUGCGGCUAAACUAGACGAAUUUGAGGAGAGAACCAAGCAGCUGCUUGCAUCACAGGCACGGGCUGAAACUACGAUAAAGCACUUGAGAGCUGACGAGGAAACAUUAAAACAACAAAAUCUUACUCUGGAGCAUAAGCUACAAACGCUCGCAAAGGCUAGCGAAAAGCGAAUUACUGUGUCAACCAGUACUAACACGGAGGACAUCUUCAACAUGUACAUGUCUCAACCAGAAAAAGAUCAAGCUCCUGAAGAGCGGUCCGCUGGCACUUCAGUAUCUAGCAGUGGCCCGGCAGCGACUAGCUCUGGUUCCUCGUCAUCUAGUAGUAAGGAAAGCGCAGCUUCUUGUUCCACUCUUGACGAAGCAGCACCCUUGAAGACGGAGAACAAUGCGGUGAAUUUGGUAAAAGGAGUGGGAGAAGCUUCUGCUACUUCUAGUCCUUCUUUGUCAGCAGCAGGGACCGGAGCCGGGCAACUACCUAAGCCUGAUGUGGGUCAUGCUCAUGAAGUAGAUGCACAACCGGAAGCGUCAGACGAGCCACUCCAGGAGAAAGAGAAUGGGGCAAACGACGAUGCAACGUCUAUGGUUACUUGCCAUUCGAAAAGCCCUCAUUUAGGGGCAGCUUCAGGAGGAGCGGUCUGUCCGCGUUCGGGCACACCAGAAGUGGCACCCUGCUCCACGAGCUUUGCGGCCCGGGCGCUCGCAACAUCAACACCGGAUGACAAAGUAACAAAGCCCGAUGCUUGUGCGACGCUGCAGGAUACAUCUCAAGUAGGUGUAGCAUCAUUAGAAGGUGGCCCGUCAGUUGCACCAGUAUCGUCGGCCGAAGCGGCACCACAAGGCUCCUCAGAAGUGGCCGUUCAAGGAGUUAAUGAGGUAACGAAGAACAGUUGUUCAACCACUCCUGCGCAGGAGAUACAACUCCGUGAGCCAAUUCCGUUAGAAGGGGAUGAAGCACAAGACACGAUAAUGAACAACAACAAAAUUAUACAAAAUAAAGUAGGUGGAGGUGGUGGUGGAAAAACAGCAAUAUCAAUAUCAACAUCUUCAGAAUCAAAACCUCCUCAUCUUCCACUGGCAAAACGGCGUCCACUAUUGCAGAGAAGUGGGCAUGAGAUAGCGUUCUCCUGGAAUGGUGCUUCUGCAACAGCAAUUAGUGGUUGCGAACGACUUUCAGACUCAGUUUCGGACAGGAUUUUGGGGGGCACAAGCGAUUCCUCGAACGUGUCCGUUUCUGUGUCAUCUUCAGGUUCAGGAAGUGCCCGACCCCGACCUCCAUGCAGUUCGAGAAGCAAGAAGGUGCCAGACGCUGUGCACAACAACAGGCCAACUUCCUCAACCACGAAGUUACAAGACGGAGUGAAAACCAAACCGACGGCAUCAUUAUCGUCCACUAAUGGACCUAGUACAUCGUCAACUUCGACGACGUCCAAUGCGCAACAACGUAGUAAUUCUAAUCACCAGCGGAUGAAGCAGAACGAUUUGGCGUCCUCGCAGCUAUUUCCUCUUCUGCAAGCUGAGCCGUUGAGGGUUUCGUGGCGCAACAAAUACGAUGGGGGGAAGACUACGCUCGAAAUAGAUCCUAGGACUUCGCCAUGGUUCCGCGAAAUUCUCAAGUUACAUCAAGAUCACCGGCUUCUGCUUGCAGCAGGGCGCCCAUCCACAAGUAUCACAUCUUCUGAAAAGAUGACGCCACAUUGCUCCAAAGCCGCGGCUUUGGGACCUUCAAGAUCUGCAAACAGACGCAAGAACGGCGCAACAAGGUCACGGCCUGGUGAAGGUGCUGCACCUUCAAGGGGUGGUUCAUCCACAUGCAUCAAGAGUAAUGACAAGCAGCGCAAUCAACAUCAUCGACAUUUUCAGACGACAGCACAUCAUCCUCGUAAAAGGGAAAGGCCAAGCGCGUCCGAAGCAGGCAACUCGAGUUCGUCUUCCUGUAAAAGGAACGCAGCGAUUUUUAAAAAUAGCAAUACUUCUACUUGUACAUCAAACAUGCCUACUGCAGCUGCAGGAGCAGGGGCGGCAGGAGAUGAAUUGGAUGGAAUGGACGAAAAGAGGCGAUACAGGACGCGAAGUCGCCAAAGGCGUAGAAAUAUUCAAAUGGCCACCGCUGCUGCAGCUUCGUCUUCAUCGACAUUCGCAGGAAAUGUUGGAGAAACCGCAGAGCCACCUCUUACGUUUCCGCGAGACCUGCCACCAGCAGCAACGGCGCGCGAGAGGCGGCACGCAGAAUGGACACAAAAGCGGGCCUUGGUAAAGCAAGUAGACAGCAGUGCGAAUAAUAAAAGUACAACUAGUAGUAGUACAUUGCGAAAGUACGCUCAACAAAACCACGUCGAAGCUCCAGAAUCCAGAGGUGAGGGCUGGACCAAGUCGCCUGAGAAGGUGAAACUUGCUUCGGGAGGUGAAAGCUCUUCCACUACAGCUGUUGACAGCGUCAAGACGAACGACGCAGACGUGCAGGGACAAACUGCACUAGUCAAAGCGGAUAAAAAUGGCGCUUCGGCGAGCACAGAUAAAACGUUGGAAGAAAAAAAUAUAGACCCCGAUUUGGCAAAGGCAAUCGCAAGCUCCGCGAAUGUACAUGCUUCCACAGGAGCGGCUAACUCUAGUUCUGCAUCUACUUCCUCGGUUUCAUCUUCUAGACGUACAAUAGUUGCCUCCGGGACAGGUGUAGGAGCAAGAGCAUCUCACGGACCAGCACCAGCCUCAUCGUCAGUUGCAGGUCCGCCGACCACUGGAGUUUCUAAUGGGCCGAGUUUUCUUCUCGCUGACGGAAUGGACAGCACUGUGCAGACUUUGUUUCAUGCGAAGCGGACUCUGGAGAACAAGCUCGAGGCUGCAGAAAAGGCCAUUGAGAAACUGAAGUUGGGCAAAGAGGACGAGCAUCGCGCUCGCCUGCGGUGUGAGAUCGAACUAGAAUCACGGCAAGGCACAAUCAUUUCCCUCGAAAAUAGUGCAAAACGUCUCGAGGCUGAGAUAGAGCGAAGAGAGGAGAAUGCGCUUGUACUACGCAAUCGGGAGCUGCAGCAAACCGUGAACUGCUUGGAAGCCGAAAAUAAGACUAUAUUGGCGGAACGCGACCGCUGCGCAGAGCAGCUAAACGAGGGAAGCAUCGCGAGGAAUUUACAACUAGUGCAGAACUUGGGUGGAGACGUGCAGAUACCACCACCGAGCAGCGGGUCCUCGACAGGUUUUGGUGCCUUCCGCUCACCAUCUGCGACUGCUGCCCAACAUCUUCAUCACGUAGCGAAGUCGCCCUCGCCUAUGAGCAAGUUGAAGAAACAGGUCCUGAAUCCUGUUUCAGAGCAGGUGUGUACGACGAAUGAUGGCGUACUUGUUGCGUAUCACCAGCAGGGCGCGGCCGAAAAAAGGAGAGGCGCUUCGUCUUCAUUUUUUUCGAAAUUGACCGCCAAUCUAGCUUCUGCAUCAACUGACAGCUUAGCUGAAACACGUGGACAAGAGCUAGGUGGUCAGGCAGAAGACGGCUCUUCAAUGCUCGUACACUACACACAAUCAACUAAACAGAACGAGUCGACGUCGAGUAAAAGGCUGAAGCUCGACUUGAAGCAUCCGAUGCAUGCUGGUGGCGCGGUUUCCUCUGAGCAUACGCUCGUAGCAGCGGGGUCUUUCAGUUCCCGCUCAUCACCGUCGGCGACGCCAUCCGCUUCGCCUAAAGGGCUGCUUGGCUCUUUGAGCAACCCUGCGUCGCUAUUCCGGCCAGGCGCGAGACGACGUGGCGACCGGAAUCUCGCAGCGGCAGCCUCUACGAAUCUUCUAUCUCGCUUCGGUUCGACGUCGCGCUGAGGGGGUGAAGCAAUUUUCUCUAUCGAAUAAGUUCGGACUAACAUAAUUUAAUUACAAACCGUCUAAACGCCUCACGACCUGUUCCUUCUCUUCAAGAUGCAAUAAUCCGAAACCAAAAGCAAAUAAAACAUCUUUCUCAUCGAGAUCGAGAUGGAGAUCGAUCCUGUUGGUCUACGACUUGCCUUUUUCAAUCAUUAUUUUUGGGCUGAUUUACCAUUACCGCGAGACGAGCAAGGAUCCCCCAUCCUUGCGACUUUUUUGGUAAAUCCUAAAUUUCACUUUGAGUUUGAUGCGAAUAUAAUUUAACUCAGAGUUAUAAUUUGACCACUGAGACUUCUAAGACGUAAUAAAUUACGAUAAGUAUGAAGACUCAAGUGAAAAGAAUGUAAGUAUCAUCAAGAUGAAAUCUGCUUCUUUCCCAGUUUUCCGUCAACAGAAAAAAUCUUUGUAGGCAGCGACAUGCAAGAGCUCCUCCUGCAUCAUGCAGUUGAAAACAAUAAGCUGUUUGGUGUACUACGGGAUCUUCUACUCAUUCUUAUCUACUCAUUUUUCUUAUCUUCUACCAUUGCUUUUCUGCUCUUGUACGAUUUAUUUAGAACGAGCUGUACACAAAUUCUUCUUGUGUGUACCUCCUAUCCUUUCAAAUAGAAGAAAUUCAACGUGAAACUCAAACUCAACUGAAAUCGACCACCACGUUACGUCAUUAUAUACUUAUCUUUUGGUGUCCUCUUAAUAUUCUUUCCUUCGCACGACGACAUCUUCUUCUUCAACUUCUUUGUACAUAUCGCCCGACUUCUGGUUCCAGACAAUUGACACUUGAAGGUCGUGCAGACUGGAACUCGCUAUGGCAAAUCUCGAAGUGGAACGAACCAGAUAGAAAAUCGGUCAUAGAAGCGCGGUCGGCAGAAAUAUGGAAGUGAUUUCAACCAAGAUAUGGAGGUCAUGUUGAUAUCAACCAGUAGAAGGGGCAAAAG